GGUGAUGUUCCCUGUUUUCCUGGGUGAGCAAAUACCCCCUGAUGUGCUGGCAGCCACACUGGCAGAAUUGGAUGCUAACCUGCAGUUGCUCGAGCACAAGUUUCUCCAGGACAAGGCUUUCCUUACUGGGUCCCACAUCUCCCCUGCUGACCUGGUAGCCAUUACAGAGCUGAUACAUCCUGUAGGUGGUGGCUGCCAA
Nannospalax galili (Upper Galilee mountains blind mole rat) is the source of this 199-nucleotide messenger RNA. Its product is annotated as glutathione S-transferase theta-1. The record is from RefSeq and is a predicted model, not a curated record. Gene Ontology annotation, cellular component: cytoplasm. NCBI's taxonomy places the organism in Eukaryota, Metazoa, Chordata, Mammalia, Rodentia, Spalacidae. The annotation marks the transcript as partial. Gene Ontology annotation, biological process: glutathione metabolic process. The transcript is spliced from 2 exons. Gene Ontology annotation, molecular function: glutathione transferase activity.